CUUUUGAUCAUCUCCUUCAUUCGUCAUUCGUGACCUGAGGUUUAGUAGUAAAUCGCUAUAAAAUAUUCGAUUAAAUCUGUAGCUGUUAUUGUUGCAUUUAUUUCUCAGCUUGAGUUCUCUUUCUAAUCUUCGUCCAAUCUCGAUAGCGCAACUGGUCGUCGUUCUUAUCAGGGGCCAACAUUAGUGGACAAAGAAUUUAAAUAAAAACCGCAAUGACCGUCUCGCUACGAUUUGGAACGGCACUCCAUCUGCCGGUUAGGACAUUUGCGACGAGCUCUGUGCUGGCACGAGAUGGUUCUUCGGAAUCUUGGCUCAGCAAACUGCUGGUUCGAAAAAUUGAACCGACAAAAGAGUCCCACAGCAGGAUGUUGAGUGACAAGGAGAUCAUUUACGAAUUGCACACGCACAACAUCCGACCGGAUUCGGUGAAGCAGUAUCUGGAUAACUACAAGAAAUCGGUGGAAAUUGUAUCGUCCAAGAAGCACCUAACAAUCGAGCUGAUUGGUUCCUGGAGUGUCGAUGUUGGUGAUUUGGAUCAAUGUUUACAUUUGUGGCGCUAUACUGGCGGGUUUGAAAUGGUUGAUCAGGGCAAGAAAACUCUCUACAAUGAUCCGGACUACGUUAAGUUAACUCAGGAGAGAGGAACAUACUUACGCUCACGUCAUCUGCAGUAUCUACUUGCAUUCAGCUAUUGGCCUCAGCUAGCACUGAGAAAGGAUAAAAAUAUUUACGAAAUUCGCUCGUAUCGUUUGAAGCCCGGUACCAUGAUCGAAUGGGGUAAUAAUUGGGCUCGGGCGAUCAACUACCGCCAGAAUAACGAUGAAGCUUUUGCGGGAUUCUUCUCACAGAUCGGUCGUUUAUACAACGUGCAUCAUAUCUGGUGUUACAAAGAUCUACUUUCGCGCAAAGAAACGCGGGAAUCGGCUUGGAGAUCACCAGGAUGGGAUGAGUGUGUUGCUUACACUGUUCCGCUGAUUCGCGAAAUGCACUGCCGCAUAUUGACUCCGACGGAGUUCUCCCCUACCAAGUAAAGUGGCAUGGUGUGUAAACUCAUUUUCGAUGCGUGAGGGGUUCAAUGCUGCAGUAAGGAGUGUGCCAGUUUUCUACCUUUGUAAUCGGAUUGUUGUGAGUUGUUACAUGUAAAAGUUCAUCAUUCAAUUUAACGCAUUUAUGUUUUGCUGGUUGGCCAAGUUGGCAAGAUUAUGCAUUUGGGAAAUAGUGGGAACGUAAGAAAUAUAUAUCACAACUUAGUUGUUAUGCCUAAAUGAUUGUUCUUUAGUUGAUAUUUGUUUCAAUGCUAAUAAAAGUAUAUAAAUGUCUAGAAUA
Molecule: messenger RNA, 1326 nt
Organism: Topomyia yanbarensis
Lineage: Eukaryota; Metazoa; Arthropoda; Insecta; Diptera; Culicidae
Gene: Nipsnap
Product: protein NipSnap
Exons: 5
Coding region: 213-1031 (272 amino acids)
Cellular component (GO): mitochondrion
Source: RefSeq, a predicted model, not a curated record